AUGGCGCGCGGCAAGAAGCCCAAGAACCGCAAGGAGGUGGCCCUCCAAGAUGUGGGCAAGGAGGUGGCCCUGCAAGAUGUGGUCGUCAUUUACCCAUCUCUUCACGAGGAUGUCGUGGCAGCACUGUCCGGAGAGCCCAUCUACCCGACACCGUGGUUCAACGCACCUGGAGCGGAGGAGGCCAACAAGAAAUACGAUACCAACGUCAUGGGCGGAUUUUCAUGCUGCAACGAAAAAUGCUCAAAGAAGGGCUGGGGUAGCAAGAGAGUCGGCAUUCACAUCCAAGGAUUCUCGAACAACGGCUACAAUGCUCUCGUGUUCAGGCAGCGCUGCAAAGCCUGCAAUCAGCUGGGCAUUCUAGAAGUGGACGAGGCGUCAUAUAUUGAGAGGGUCGCCUACCGACUCAAGAAGUGGGCCGGUGUUGCCACGACGAGGCCUGCGUACGAUCCAAAGGGGGGGCUUCCGCACCUGAGACAUCUAUGCGAGGGCUGCAAACGGGGGUACUGCACUGCCGGCUCGCAAGACUAUUAG
Gaeumannomyces tritici R3-111a-1 is the source of this 531-nucleotide messenger RNA. RefSeq lists its product as hypothetical. Bases 1 to 531 code for a protein of 176 amino acids. The transcript has a single exon. The record is from RefSeq and is a predicted model, not a curated record. NCBI's taxonomy places the organism in Eukaryota, Fungi, Ascomycota, Sordariomycetes, Magnaporthales, Magnaporthaceae.